UCAGUGCGUGCAUUGCCCCUGGGGGAAUGGGAAAUCUUUCCCUCAUUGGUUUCCCUAUGGCCGUGGCAUGUCUGAAGGAUUCUGGAUCUGUCGUCUGCUUAUUAAGUCAGCUGUUCAGGAUGUGUGAUGAGGAGGAGACCACAGCCCUGGUUUGUGAUAAUGGCUCAGGCCUGGUGAAGGCUGGCUUCGCUGGGGAUGAUGCUCCCAGAGCUGUCUUCCCUUCUAUUGUAGGACGACCCAGACACCAGGGAGUGAUGGUGGGUAUGGGUCAGAAGGACAGCUAUGUGGGAGACGAAGCUCAGAGUAAGAGAGGCAUCCUCACCCUGAAAUAUCCCAUUGAACAUGGCAUCAUCACCAACUGGGAUGACAUGGAAAAGAUUUGGCAUCAUACCUUUUACAAUGAGUUGAGAGUUGCACCAGAGGAGCAUCCUGUUCUGCUGACUGAGGCCCCACUCAAUCCCAAGGCAAACAGAGAAAAGAUGACACAGAUUAUGUUUGAAACCUUUAAUGUCCCAGCUAUGUAUGUGGCCAUCCAGGCUGUACUGUCCCUCUAUGCUUCUGGAAGAACCACAGGCAUUGUCCUUGAUGCUGGUGAUGGUGUGACCCAUAAUGUACCAGUCUAUGAAGGCUAUGCUUUACCUCAUGCUAUUAUGAGGUUGGACCUGGCUGGUAGAGACCUCACUGACUACCUGAUGAAGAUCCUUACUGAAAGAGGCUACAGCUUUGUCACAACUGCUGAGAGAGAGAUAGUUCGUGACAUCAAGGAAAAGCUAUGCUACGUAGCUCUGGACUUUGAGAAUGAAAUGGCUACUGCUGCCUCCUCCUCCUCACUGGAAAAGAGCUAUGAGCUGCCUGAUGGUCAGGUCAUCACCAUUGGUAAUGAGAGGUUCCGCUGUCCAGAAACACUCUUCCAGCCGUCUUUCAUUGGUAUGGAGUCUGCAGGCAUCCAUGAGACUACCUAUAAUGGUAUUAUGAAGUGUGACAUUGACAUCCGGAAGGACCUGUAUGCCAACAAUGUGCUCUCAGGUGGUACAACCAUGUAUCCUGGUAUUGGUGACCGCAUGCAGAAAGAGAUCACUGCCUUGGCACCAAGCACCAUGAAGAUCAAGAUGAUUGCUCCCCCAGAGAGGAAGUACUCUGUGUGGAUCGGUGGCUCCAUCCUAGCCUCUCUGUCCACCUUCCAGGCCAUGUGGAUCAGCAAGGAUGAGUACGAGGAGGCUGGUCCAUCAAUUGUGCACAGGAAAUGUUUCUAAACUCCAUCUUGGUUUGAUCACUGUUGUCAUCCCUACAUUCUCUAUCUCACAGAGCUGCUCUUUCCCUCCUGUGUCAGCAUGUUAUUUCAGUCUGACUCUUCUGGUAUUCCGCUGAUCCAUCAUUGUGUCCCUUUCACUAUUAUCACUAAGCCGGGAAA
Myripristis murdjan (pinecone soldierfish) is the source of this 1411-nucleotide messenger RNA. Its product is annotated as actin, alpha cardiac muscle 1-like. The record is from RefSeq and is a predicted model, not a curated record. Lineage: Eukaryota; Metazoa; Chordata; Actinopteri; Holocentriformes; Holocentridae. The coding region runs from base 27 to 1253 and encodes 408 amino acids. The transcript has 9 exons.